GAACCCACUAUCCGCGGGUGAACGUUGCCGCAGACUUUAUUCGCUUCAUUCAGUGCGUGAUCCUUAGUCUGUCAUAUGUGCGGGCACCUUCCUUAUGCUGUGAAGGAAUCUCCUGUUAAAUUUUUCUUCGUGUGUCAGCUAAGCAGUGAAACCAACGUGCGCGGAUCGCAGAGUGCCGAGAUCAGACAGACUCUCCUCGUGCGAUUCGUGUUGUCUUUCUUCUCGAGAAUUUAAUCAGUGAGAUUUGGGAACACGAUUAAUAAAUAUAAUUUUGACUCAGAAUUUAUCAAGAGUGAAAAAGUUUCAUACAAAAUAUUAUAAUUGCUGCUUCAUUGAUGUAUCAUAAAAUUUAAAAUUCAAUGGUAGUAUUUUAUUAAACGUAGCUCAUUGAUUAAAUAAUACAUAAAUAUUCUACGCAAUUACAGUACCGAUUGUAACCAUAUUUCUAUUGAUCAUCAUUUAUUGAUUACGACGAUCAAUGCGGUGUUAAAAUUGGUAUCCAAAUCGUUGCGGCCCGUGUAGCAAAUUCGCAAGUUGCUCGUUCGCCAAAAUCAACACUUUGUGCACCACGUUCAAGCGUAAUUCUUCGAAUUCUGAACAGUGAAUCGGCAUUUCCCGCAUUCACGCACAUCCGUUCAGGCAUGCACGAGAAUCUGGCCGAGUAAACUCAUUACAAUAGCAUUACAACAACUUCCUAACAGGAAUUUCAUUGAAAGCUAAGAUGACGGGAUCUGGAGACUUUAACGACGAAAAUCGGUGAGCUCGAUCUCCCUUCCGUUAGACAAAAAAAAAAUAGAAUCUAGUCGAUCGUUUCCCAAAGCGCAAGUGAAUUCUGCGUGGUGGAUACUUUAAUAAUAAACAGAAGAAGACAUGGCGCGUCCGUUGAGUUACCUCUUCGUGAUCGUAUGCGUCGCUUGCGAAGUGAUCACGGAAAAAGAAUCGAACAUCCUCAAGCUAAGCAGACCGCAGAAGGGUGCUUCGAACGAGACUAAAGCGGCAAGCUUUAACGUAACGGAGUACACAACACAGCAGAAUGAGUCCGGCAAGCAGGCGUCUCUAAUUGCCUUCAGCAAGAAUAACCCAGAGUUGGACUGGAAGAAUUACUUGAAGAUGUUUGACGGAAACGAGGAGGAGCACCGGGAUCUCGACGUUGAUUUUAUGAAGGAGAAACUCGAAAAAACGGCCAAUAGUAUACAAUGGCUCGCUGAUCUUUACGAUCCUCUGAGGUGGGCCAGAGUACCCGGAGAACUUCAGAAUGAAUGCCGAAGGGAUAUGGAAAGAUUUCUCAGUGCGCUGAGAGAUGGGAAGCUCUGGGCGGCAAAAAUGUCGGACGCGAGUGGCCGCUACUCCUCGCAAUUUCACUUUGGUAACGGCUUCUGGCUGGGCUCGAUCAGCCUCUGCAAGGAGCUCAAUAACACCAACGGAAAAACUAUAAUGAGCGUCGAGGAGCAACCGCUUUUUCCCCUAAGAUUUCACGUCGCAAGAUUGUAUCUAAAUCUCCCGAAGGAAGUCGACUUUUCGACACGUCAGGUGUUUUUGGGUCUCUGCCUGCCAGGUACAUGCGAUCGCGCAUCCCUGACCUCGAUGCUAAGGGCCAGCGCUGAUAGAGUCGAACGCGAAGGCAAUUCGACCUAUCGAUCGAGCGGCCCGAAAAUUCACGUUGUUACGGUGAAGCCCGUGCCAUCCAGCAAUUACUGCGCCUGGCAAGAUCCCAAAUUUUACGUCCUCUCAGCCAUCGGCGGCGCGAUAUUGAUGCUGAUGAUCGGGGCGACCGCGUACGAAUACAGAUCGUUCCCUCUCACGAGGGACGUCGAGUCGUCGAGCGUGUCCAACAAUAAUGACAAAACCAACGAUUUUAUGGACAAGAAUCUGAAUCAAGACCGCAGGAUCUCGAUGGGGCAGGAAAACGAUCAGGAGCUGAUCGAAAAGGGGACAAAGCAAAAAGAGAAUCCCAUACAAAAGAAGGAUUGCAACACAGGAUUCUGGCUGAAAUUCUUACUCGCGUUCAGCCCCACCGUCAACGGAAGCAAGAUAAUCAGCACCGAACCUGCGGCCAAAGACAGUCUGACUUGUCUCCACGGUCUCCGCGUGUUCUCCUUGGGAUGGGUUAUCAUGGUGCACACGUACAUUCAGGUCUUCUCCAUCGCUGAGAACAAGACAUUGCGAACGGUCACAGAAAGGAAUUUCAUGUUCCAGACCGUCAGCAACGCGACAUUUUCCGUGGACACUUUCUUCUUUAUUAGCGGCUUGCUGGUGACUAUUCUCUUCUAUCGAUCCCUGGGCAAUCUCAGUGUCGAAAAGGGCAACUAUUUGAAGACGAGCUUCACCAAAUUCGUCAUCAUGGUCCUGUACCGAUUCGUCAGACUGACACCGGCUUAUCUCUUUGUGCUGGGGAUGAACGAGAUCGCUAUAAAACAAGCUCAAGCGAAGACAGUCUUUUCGCCCAUUAUUAUCGAUCAUCUGACCUGCGAAAAGUUCUGGUGGCGAAACGCGCUAUAUUUGAACUCGCUGUAUCCGCGCACGGAAAUGUGCAUGAUGUGGAGCUGGUACAUGGCAAACGACACGCAGUUCUACGUCCUUGGGAUACUUCUUCUUUUGCUCUCCGUGAAAUAUUUCAAGACCGCGGUCGCUGUCGUUUCGUUGCUGAUCGUCUCUUCGUGGUUCACUACGUUCUCGAUAGCCUACAGCAACGAUUACAUAGCCAGGAUCCAGGAGCCAUUUGCUCUAUUCGACGAACUCUACGAUAAACCCUGGCUAAGAGCGGGCCCGUAUUUCAUCGGCACGAUCAGCGGUUAUAUCCUCUUCAGAACAAAGUGCCAGCUAAAGCUACCCAUGGGAGUGGAAUUGAUCGGUUGGAUAUUGUCCAUAGCCAUCAUGUUCUCGGUGGUGUAUGGCCUGUACCCCGGAAAUUUGACGGUAACGGUGAGCUCCGUGUACGCUGCCUUGGGACACACUGCGUGGGCGAUGGCCGUGGCUUUUAUCGUGAUCCAGUGUUGCACAGGAUCGGCACGAAUGAUCGACGGUUUGCUUUCGCUUAGGCUAAUGUACCCGCUCUCAAGGCUCACGUACUGUGCCUACCUUGUGCAUCCUGUUAUCAUGAUGAUCACGACUCAACAGAUGGACGGACCGCUGCAUCUCCACAACGGAAUUGUGCUUAUCCUCUAUUUCGGCAAUCUAGUAGCCUCGUACCUGCUGUCGUUUUGCAUUUCUCUCGCCUUGGAGGCGCCCGUGGUAACUUUGUUGAAAAUUACAUUUACUUCGAAGAAAAGGGCGAGGUAGAAUGCGAUUGUGCGUCUGAUAGAAGGAUAAAUGCGAUUAUCAAGCGUAGUAACAACAUUGCUCCAAUCUGAAUCUCAAAGCAAAGAUAAAUAUCACACCGAACACUUUUCCAGGGUGGAAAAGUUCAUCUUUGUUUGCAACCACAGAUCGCUAGCAUUUGAUAAUUCGACACUAAUGUAAAUAUUUGAUGAUGUAACUCAUGUGAUUCAUGUGAUGUAACAAGUCUCAAUUCCCUGAUGUUAAAAUUCUUUUAACAAGACAGACAACUAAAUUUCUCAUAAAUCAAUUUGUCAUUUAUUAAUGAAAGGUAAGGGAAGAUAAGAGAUUUAUAGAAAAUAGCAAUUAAUUGUCGCAAAAAUAAAACGAUAUUGUAAAUGUGAGCAUUAAAUUAAAAAUUAAAACCUACCAAUGUGAGUACAAAGCUUUGUUAGUUUUUGCCGAGUCGAGGAAUUUUAAAUUUCGGGGACAGUUUUAUUUGUGAUUCUCACCAGAAGCAACAGUAAAGUUGAAAUGACGUACAUGCACGUUAAUUACGUUUCUUCCGAUUUUAACGGUAACAACUAUGUAUUAACAUGACCUGCUAGUGCAAUAAUCUUUUAUUUACAUAGUGACUAGGAAAAUGCUCCCAUGUGUCCGAGAAAGGGGUAAAUCGCCGGCAAUGCAAUAUAGAGCCACGUAGCGUGUUAAGAGACUUUUCUCGUACAUAGCCGCAGAUCUAUCAUGUCGCGUGUGAAUGAGAGAAAAUCUAUGAUAACAGCUGUAAAUAUAUAAAGCAGCGUAUAAACAAUAACUAAAAGCGUUCAAGCAUGCAACAUGUUAGGUAUAUUGUAAUAUGUAUAUCAAUCUUUGAUAUAAACUUUCUGUGCGAAAAAAAAAAAAAAA
Molecule: messenger RNA, 4161 nt
Organism: Solenopsis invicta (red fire ant)
Lineage: Eukaryota; Metazoa; Arthropoda; Insecta; Hymenoptera; Formicidae
Product: nose resistant to fluoxetine protein 6
Exons: 13
Coding region: 871-3279 (802 amino acids)
Molecular function (GO): acyltransferase activity, transferring groups other than amino-acyl groups
Source: RefSeq, a predicted model, not a curated record